Messenger RNA from Salvelinus fontinalis (brook trout), 16446 nucleotides. Its product is annotated as NALCN channel auxiliary factor 1-like. Gene Ontology annotation, molecular function: stretch-activated, monoatomic cation-selective, calcium channel activity. The transcript is spliced from 3 exons. Gene Ontology annotation, cellular component: plasma membrane. The record is from RefSeq and is a predicted model, not a curated record. NCBI's taxonomy places the organism in Eukaryota, Metazoa, Chordata, Actinopteri, Salmoniformes, Salmonidae. The coding region runs from base 819 to 2051 and encodes 410 amino acids. Gene Ontology annotation, biological process: calcium ion import across plasma membrane.
UACAAUUUACGUGUUUCUGCUCUAUUUCCUCCCAAUCUCUGAACUGCCUCAGUGGCAACAGUGCUGACUAUGAAGCCAAUAUGUUUUGCAACCCAACUGGUAACAGGUAUCAGACCUCACAUUUCAUCCCUGUGCGUGUCCUGGGGUCCAGAGUUGUGGGCUAGUGCCAUUAACCGCCUGCAUGUAUCUGUGUGUCUAAUAAGUAGGCUGCUCCGCCACUGCGCAACGAUUGCAGCUAUUGCAGCGAUGGAAUUGACGCAAACUGACCCAGUUCCCCCAAAAAGUGUUUUAAAACGAACAUGGCGGCAACUUUACCCAGGUCCAAGAUGACUCUGGCCAUCGGAAGAAAAUAUCCAAGGCAUUCUGCCGAGAAACGGACUGGCAAGAUCAUCUGGCGUACAAUCAAAAGGCUUUUGAUUUCUCAUAACUGAAUCCGGGAAACAGCAGUAGUACCGGCACCAGCAUCAAGAGGCUCGCAACAGCUGGUCUCUCUCUGCGCGCGAGCACAACCCCGGAGAGCAGAAGAGCGGGAACGGGGCGCGAGGCAUGCGGUUACAGAGAACGCGGUUUCCCCCCGGAGAGCCAUGGAGAACGGGGAUGCGGCAGCGCAAGGCUUAAUCUGUGCGGGCGCGCUAAUUGGAUCGGAAUAGCACACCGACGGGGUCGUGCGGGAGAGAAGAGCGCCAAGGACCGACGGCGGCACGGCAGCCCACCGCUACCGAGGAGAAAUAACCCGAGUCCAUCUCCCCAAGUCAAUGAGUAUAGUGGCAGAGGAGCCCCCACGGUGGAGUCGGCCAGAGCUGCGCUUUUCCUAAAAUAUGACCAGGGGUGUUUGGAUGUGUCGGCAGCAAGAUGACGGCUUAAAAAUCUGGUUUGCACCCCGAGAGAACGAGAAGCCAUUUACCGAGUCGGAGCGGGCCCAGAGAUGGCGCCUGUCGCUGGCCUCUCUUCUCUUCAUCACGGUCCUGCUCUCUGAUCACUUGUGGUUCUGCGCAGAGGCCAAACUGACGCGAACCCGAGACAAGUGGCAGGAUAAGCAGCUCGCCUUUACAGACAUGGCCGAGUACCUAAACUCGACUCACCAUCACCACAUCCACUCCUCUGACUCCCGUCCCCCCCACAGCCGCCUAAACAGAGUUAGAGAUGUUAUUUUUAUAGGGAAUUCUACCAAACAUCUAUGGCGACUGGACAUAUGUCACCCGGACAGCCUGUCUAAAGACUGCUUCACUUUCACGGACGCAGAGCCCGUGUGCCUUGGCCUCUCCGGGGGCGGGGAGGAGGGCACGCAGUCCACGGACGUGAAUCUGAGCGAUUUGUAUCUUUCUUUUUGUAAUUCCUACUCUCUUGUGGAUUUGUUUAGCGGGUUUACGAGUCCGGACAAUAUAAACUGCAGCCUGGACGUGGCUGAGGGAGACACGCUGGGAUGCAGCGAGUGUGUUCGCGCUUACCAGCGCUUUGACCGGCAAGCUCAGGAGGACUACCAGGAGUUUGAGCUGCUGGUUGGGAAAUAUGAGACGGAUGAAUACUCGGUCAGGACAUGUAUGGAAGAAUGCAAGACGGUAUAUAAGCCCUGGCUGUGCUCGCAGUACUUCCAGACCACCCAGAUGCACUGCAGUAAGAGGAUCCCGUGUGGCCAGUACUGUCUGGAGGUGCAGCAGAGGUGUCCCUUUAUCCUGCCUGACAACGACGAUCUCAUCCAUGGAGGAAGUCCCAGUUUCAUAUGCACAGGGCUGUUGGAGGAGUACCCUGGGGGUGUGGAUGCAGAUGCAGAGUGCUGUGAUGUCCGGUGGGACUUCCAGAUGGAAGCAGACAACAACCGUUCUCGGGGGACCCUCAAAAGAACUCACCCAUCCUGUCACCACCGAACCUCUCUCAGUUCCUCGGCCGCGUGCAGACUGUGCAACAGCCGGCUCAAACUCUGCCUGCUAGUCCUUGUCCUCCUGCACACUGUUGCCUCCCUCACCGCAUCCCACAAUGCAACGGGUGUGGGCUUGGGUCUUCCCGCCUCCCUCACCCCUCUGGAGGAGAGUUCCCCCACCAACGAGGAGUGAUGGGAUGGCUGAGGACUCAUGUUGUCAUGGCAACAGCGUAGCUAUGAGGAUUUGAAACAUCUCUGCCUCGGUCGUGAAUGCUGGGUAAUGGAGUCUUUGCAGAGGUUUGGGACUACUUGGAGACAUACAAAUCAAUCAAAACAAACAGACUAACAAAUGAACAAACAAAGAGAUAAAAAACAUGACUGUGGUGGGAAUGUGGGACAAUGCCACAGCCUUUGUUGACUGCAAAGGCCUCCUCACUGCUGAGUUUCUCUCUCUGCUCUUUUUUACACUGUGUUCCUGUUCUGGCUUUUUGUUGCACUGGCUGACUACGGGAUAACAUUCACUCUCCCUCUUUUUGAAUUUCCAUCCGUUAUGUUUUAUGUUGUUCCUUUAUGGGUCUCUUGCGCAGGAAAAUGUCUCAUCGAUAUAGGAUAGAAAACAUGUAUCAAAAAGCAAAGUUGUGAGUGUGUGCAUGCUUGUGUGUGUGAGUGUGUGUGGAUGUGUGUGUCCACUCUGAAGUCUCCCCUUAUUUGGGUUCCCAUUCCUAAAGCUUCUUGAGAUGUAGGAAAGGACUCUAAAAUGUUAGAGUAGUAAUUUGUUCUCAUGUUCUCUCUCACAGUAUCCCUGGUAAAGUUAACACACACCCACAUUUCAUCAGAUUACACUACUGGCCAAUCUCUCAAUAUAGAAGACAACCCCUUAACCCAGCCGUAGAUAUACAAAUAUUCCACUCUGAAUCCUGUCUCUACCACACUGUCCAUUCCCCAUGACAUCUUCUCAGUCCAGCACUCCACACACAGGUGUGAUGUUCUACUUUCUCUUUAUUGUUUUGUCUAAUCAAGAUGUGUAAACUCUAUACUGUACUUGCAUGUGGAGGCUCUCUUAAAUGAUGUGAAAUUCACAGCCUUGUUGGUUUGCUUUGCGUAGCCUUAGCCACGCUGUGUUACAGAACACUACUGCACCCCCAAAAGACCACCAGUGCGGUAGCAGUGGCCUCUGUUUUUCACUGCAUUGUUCAACUUUUUUUACAUAAAUCUCACAUUAAGUAAAGGGCUUAUUGCUAUAUACAUAUAUACACACACUCACACAUCACGAGACGGGUGUAUGGCUUGAGGUAUCUCAUUUGGCACUGCAAGCUUAAGGGUACAACUUCAAAGGUAAGCGUUUGCUUACAAGGCGGUUCAUGCUUUGCUAUAGAGAACGGGCAGGUGUAGAACCCAGUAUAGAGUAUGUUUGAGGAGAAACGUUGGGCGGCAGAGUGAGGUUGAGAAGCUCAGCGGCAGAUGUUAGCAUUACUGUUUGCAUAAUGGUUAACGAUAGCUGGAAGAAAAGGCAAUCUUUAAGGGUUGUUUUUAUUCUUUCUUUGUCCCGUUGUUUUCUAGAUAAUGAACUGAGCUGAUGGAUACGUGAGUCAGGUUCUGAUAGGUGAGUCAGGUUCUGAUAGGUGAGUCAGGUUCUGAUAGGUGAGUCAUUGUGAAGUCUGUCUGAUGUUUACUUGUUGUUUCACUCAUAUUCAUGACGCAUUCACAACCUCCGGGAGAGUUGGGGAAUACGACCUGUAAACUCGGAGCAACGAGGUGUGUGCAUUCACGUGCUUUAAAACUAGAUGACACAUGAAUUCAAUAAUUAACAGCAAACUAGCUACCUUAACCAUAAACCAAAAGUAGAGCUAUCACACUCAUAAACAAAUAGUGUUAAAAACAAAAAAUACAUUUUUGUGGUUGCAUUUAACUGCCAAAAAUGCUGUCAUCGAAGUCAUUUCCUUAGGUGAUGUCAGAGUUCAGAAUGUCAGAGGUGUCGGGUUCCAAAUCAUUACAACAGGUGUAGACCUUACAGUUUUAAUAAAAAUAAGUGUUAAAAUAUGAUUUACUAAAUAAGCUAAAGUUAAAAAGAAAAAAGAAAAUUAACAAAUAAUUAGAGCAACAAUAAAUGAACAGUAGCGAGGCUAUAUACAGGGGUUACCGGUACAGAGUCAAUGUGCGGUGGCACAAGUUAGGUAAGGUAAUUUAGGUAAUAUGUACAUGUACUGUAGGUAGAGGUGAAGUUACCAUGCAUAGAUAAUAAACAGAGAGUAGCAGCAGCAUAAAAAUGGGGGGGUGGGGGUCAUUGCAAACUAUCUGGGUAGACAUUUGGUUAGGAGUCUUAUGGCUUGGGGGUAGAAACUGUUAAGAAUACUUUUGGACCUAGACUUGGCGCUCCGGUACCACUUGCCAUGCGGCAGCAGAGGGAACACUCUAUGACUAGGGUGGCUGGAGUCUGACAAUUUUUAGGGCCUUCCUCUGACACCACCUGUUGUCGAGGUUCUGGAUGGAAGGAAGCUUGGCCCCAGUGAUGUACUGGGCCGUAUAGUCUACCCGCAGUAGUGCCUUGCUGUCGGAGGCCGAGCAGUUGCCAUACCAGGCAGUGAUGCAACGAGUUAGGAUGCUCUCGUUGGUGCAGCUGUAGAACUUUUUGAGGAUCUGAGUACCCAUGUCAAAUCUUUUCUGUCUCCUGAGGGGGAAUAGGCUUUGUUGUGCCCUCUUUACGGCUGUCUUUGUGUGUUUGUACCAUGACAGUGGACACCAAGGAACUUGAAGCUUUCAAUCUGCUCGUCUACAGCCCUGUCGAUGAGAACUGGGGUGUGCCCGGCCAUCCUUUUCCUGUAGUCCACGAUCAUUGUCUUGAUUACGUUGAGGGAGAGGAGGUAAUCCUGACACCACACUGCCAGGUCUCUGACCUCCUCCCUUUAGACUGCCUCAUCGUUGUCGGUAAUCAGGCCUACCACUGUUGUGUCUUUGGCAAACUUAAUUAUGGUGUUGGAGUCGUGCUUGGCCAUGCAGUAAUGAGUGAACAGGAGAGGACUGAAAACGCACACCUGAGGUGCCCCUGUAUUGAGGAUCAGCAAGUCAGAUGUGUUGUUACCUACCCUUACCACCUGGGAUGGCCCGUCAGGAAGUUCAGGAUCCAGUUGCAGAGGGAGGUGUUUAGUCCCAGUGUCCUUGGCUUAGUGAUGAGCUUUGAGGGAACUAUGGUGUUGAACGCUGAGCUUCAGUAAAUGAAUAGCAUUCAAACGUAGGUGUUCCUUUUAUCCAGGUGUGAAAGGGCAGUGUGGAGUGCAAUAGAGAUUCCGUCAUCUGUGGAUCUGUUGGGGCAGUAUGCAAAUUGGAGUGGGUCUAGGGUUUCUGGGAUAAUGUUGAUGACAUGAGCCAUGACCAGCCUUUCAAAGCACAUCGUGGCUACAGACGUGAGUGCUACGGGUCGGUAGUCAUUUAGGCAGAUUACCUUGGUGGUCUUGGGCACAGGGACUAUGGUGGUCUGCUUGAAACAUGUUGGUAUUACAGACUCGGUCAGGGACAGGUUGAACAUGUCAGUGAAUACACUUACCAGUUGGUUAGCACAUGCUCGGAGUACACAUCCUGGCAAUCCAUCUGGUCCUGCGGCCUUGGGAAUGUUGAUAUGUUUAGAGGUCUUACUCACAUCAUCUACGGAGUGUGAUCAUACAGCCAUACCAGAUUGUGCUCUCAUGCAUGCUUCAGUGUUGCUUGCCAGGAAGUGCGCAUAGAAGUCAUUUAGCUUGUCUGGUAGGCACGUGUCACUGGGCAGAUCGCAGCUGUGCUUCCCUUUGUAGUCCGUAAUUGUUUGCAAGUUCUGCCACAUCUGACGAGCGUCGGAGCCGGUGUAGUAGGAUUCAAUCUUAGUCCUGUAUUGACACUUUGCCUGUUUGAUGGUUCGUCGGAGGGCAUAGCGAGAUUUCUUAUAAGCCUCCGGGUUAGCUCAGUUGCCUGUAAUCCAUGGCUUCUGGCUGGGGUAUGCACGUACAGUCACAGUGGGGACGACAUCAUCGACGCAUUUAUUGAGGAAGCCAUUGAUUGAUGUGGUGUACUCCUCAAUGCCAUCGGAAGAAUCUCAGAAUAUUUUCCAGUCUGUGCUUGCAAAAUAGUCCUCUAGCUUAGCAUCUGUGUCAUCUGAUCACUUCUGUAUUGAGCGAGUCACUGGUACUUCCUGCUUUAGUUGUUGCUUUUAAGCAUUAAUCAGUAGGAUAGAGUUAUGGUCAGAUUUGCCAAAUGGAGGGCAAAGGAGAGCUUUGUACGCACCUCUGGUUGUACCUGUGACAUGCUGGUAGAAAUUAGGUAAAACGGAUUUAAGUUUGCAUGCAUUAAAUUCCCCGGCCACUAGGAGCGCCGCCUCUGGAUGAGCAUUUUCUUGUUUGCUUAUGGCCUUAUACAGCUCGUUGAGUGCGGUCUUAGUGCCAACAUCGGUUUGUGGUGUUAAAUAGAGAGUUAAGACAAAUACAGAUGAAAACUCUCUUGGUAUAUAGUGUGGUCUACAGCUUAUCAUGAGAUACUCUACCUCGAGACUUCCUUAAUAUUAGAUUUCGUGCACCAGCUGUUAUUGACAAAUAGACCCAGAACACCACCACUUGUCUUACCAGAGGCAGCUGUUCCAUCUUGCUGAUGCAAGGAAAACCCAGCCAGAUGUAUGUUAUCCAUGUUGUCGUUCAGCCACGACUCGUGAAACAUAAUAUGUUACCGUUUUAAUGUCCUGUUGGUAGGAUAGUCUUGAUCGGAGCUCCUCCAUUUUAUUAUCCAAUGAUUACACGUUGGCUAAUAGGAUGGAUGGUAGAAGUGGGUUACCCACUCACCGUCGGAUUCUUACAAGGCACCCCGACUUAUGUCCCCUAUAUCUCAGUCUCCUCUUCAUGCGAAUGAUGGGGAUUUGGGCUUUGUCCAGGGUGAAGUAAAUCCUUUGCGUCCGACUCGUUGAAGAAAGUAUCUAAGUCCAGUACAAGGUGAGUAAUCACUGUUCUGAUAACCAGAAGCUCUUUUCAGUCAUAAGAGCCGUUGGCAAAAUAAGUUACAAAUAACGUGAAAAAACACACACAAAAGCACAACUGGUUCGUAGCCCUUAAAUUGGCAGCCAUCUCCUCCGGUGCCAUUCUUUCAUUAUUAUUUUACUGUUUCCAGAGAUGAUACCAGAGUGGCCACAUUUUAAGUAACACUUGGGCUUUUUGUCUCCUAUUUUAAAUAACUGAUAGGUUGUGAAUUCAGGGUCAGUUCAUUUGACCUCAUAAUUUCCUCGCUGGUUCACCAGCCUGUUUUUCCAUAGGCCAACAGUAGAUGGGAAUCUUGACUAGGUUUAUUUCCAGCAUGCAGUAUAAAUUAUGAAUUAAAAGUAGAAGAAUGUCAGAGGAAGAUUGAACCACUGGAAGACAGCUGAGGGUCAUAGCAGAUGCAUAGGGAUAUAGGAGGCUGAGGUCUGCAUGCGUCCGUACAUUCGUGCGUGUGUGCCUGUAUUAGAGAGGCUUUUGGUGGCUCACUAAUUAGUCAGGUUCAGCCUAGAUCCAGUCUUCUCUGGAUACCUCAUCAGCAUGUCUGUGACCUUGGGGCCUGCAGGUUUAGCGAAAACCUUCAGUCCUCAGAUCUCAGAUGUCCAGGGUGAAGUAAAUCCUUUGCGUCCGACUCGUUGAAGAAAAUAUCUAAGUCCAGUACAAGGUGAGUAAUCACUGUUCUGAUAACCAGAAGCUCUUUUCAGUCAUAAGAGCCGUUGGCAAAAUAAGUUACAAAUAACGUGAAAAAACACACACAAAAGCACAACUGGUUCGUAGCCCUUAAAUUGGCAGCCAUCUCCUCCGGUGCCAUUCUUUCAUUAUUAUUUUACUGUUUCCAGAGAUGAUACCAGAGUGGCCACAUUUUAAGUAACACUUGGGCUUUUUGUCUCCUAUUUUAAAUAACUGAUAGGUUGUGAAUUCAGGGUCAGUUCAUUUGACCUCAUAAUUUCCUCGCUGGUUCAACAGCCUGUUUUUCCAUAGGCCAACAGUAGAUGGGAAUCUUGACUAGGUUUAUUUCCAGCAUGCAGUAUAAAUUAUGAAUUAAAAGUAGAAGAAUGUCAGAGGAAGAUUGAACCACUGGAAGACAGCUGAGGGUCAUAGCAGAUGCAUAGGGAUAUAGGAGGCUGAGGUCUGCAUGCGUCCGUACAUUCGUGCGUGUGUGCCUGUAUUAGAGAGGCUUUUGGUGGCUCACUAAUUAGUCAGGUUCAGCCUAGAUCCAGUCUUCUCUGGAUACCUCAUCAGCAUGUCUGUGACCUUGGGGCCUGCAGGUUUAGCGAAAACCUCCAGUCCUCAGAUCCCCCAGGAGACACAAUACUGAAUAGUCCCAUUAAUCAUUUCUUCAUCUUCAUGAGCACCAGAUUACAGCAUAUAUACACCUUCAUGAACAUGACAUCUCCAUCAGCCUCACAUCCCCUCAUCCCUUUAGACCUAUAUCAGCAUCACACCUCUAUCCUCCCCUCAUCCCUACAGUACAUCAGCAUUACACCUCUAUCCUUCCCUCAUCCCUAUAGGCCUACAUCAGCAUUACAUCUCUAUCAUCACCUCAUCCCUAUAGAACUACAUCAGCAUUACAUCUCUAUCAUCACCUCAUCCCUAUAGACCUACAUCAGCAUUACAUCUCUAUCAUCACCUCAUCCCUAUAGACCUAUAUCAGCAUUACAUCUCUAUCAUCCCCUCAUCCCUAUAGACCUACAUCAUUACAUCUCUAUCAUCACCUCAUCCCUAUAUAACUACAUCAGCAUUACAUCUCUAUCAUCACCUCAUCCCUAUAGACCUACAUCAGCAUUACAUCUCUAUCAUCCCCUCAUCCCUAUAGACCUACAUCAUUACAUCUCUAUCAUCACCUCAUCCCUAUAGAACUACAUCAGCAUUACAUCUCUAUCAUCACCUCAUCCCUAUAGACCUACAUCAGCAUUACAUCUCUAUCAUCCCCUCAUCCCUAUAGACCUACAUCAGCAUUACAUCUCUAUCAUCACCUCAUCCCUAUAGACCUACAUCAGCAUUACAUCUCUAUCAUCACCUCAUCCCUAUAGACCUACAUCAGCAUUACAUCUCUAUCAUCCCCUCAUCCCUAUAGACCUACAUCAUUACAUCUCUAUCAUCACCUCAUCCCUAUAGAACUACAUCAGCAUUACAUCUCUAUCAUCACCUCAUCCCUAUAGACCUACAUCAGCAUUACAUCUCUAUCAUCCCCUCAUCCCUAUAGACCUACAUCAGUAUUACAUCUCUAUCAUCACCUCAUCCCUAUAGACCUACAUCAGCAUUACAUGUCUAUCAUCACCUCAUCCCUAUAGACCUACAUCAGCAUUACAUCUCUAUCAUCACCUCAUCCCUAUAGACCUACAUCAUUACAUCUCUAUCAUCACCUCAUCCCUAUAGACCUACAUCAGCAUUACAUCUCUAUCAUCACCUCAUCCCUAUAGACCUACAUCAUUACAUCUCUAUCAUCACCUCAUCCCUAUAGAACUACAUCAUUACAUCUCUAUCAUCACCUCAUCCCUAUAGACCUACAUCAGCAUUACAUCUCUAUCAUCACCUCAUCCCUAUAGACCUACAUCAUUACAUCUCUAUCAUCACCUCAUCCCUAUAGACCUACAUCAGCAUUACAUCUCUAUCAUCACCUCAUCCCUAUAGAACUACAUCAGCAUUACACCUCUAUCAUCCCCUCAUCCCUAUAGACCUACAUCAUCAUUACAUCUCUAUCAUCACCUCAUCCCUAUAGACCUACAUCAUUACAUCUCUAUCAUCACCUCAUCCCUAUAGACCUACAUCAGCAUUACAUCUCUAUCAUCACCUCAUCCCUAUAGACCUACAUCAUUACAUCUCUAUCAUCACCUCAUCCCUAUAUAACUACAUCAGCAUUACAUCUCUAUCAUCACCUCAUCCCUAUAGACCUACAUCAGCAUUACAUCUCUAUCAUCACCUCAUCCCUAUAGACCUACAUCAGCAUUACAUCUCUAUCAUCACCUCAUCCCUAUAGAACUACAUCAGCAUUACACCUCUAUCAUCCCCUCAUCCCUAUAGACCUACAUCAUCAUUACAUCUCUAUCAUCACCUCAUCCCUAUAGACCUACAUCAUUACAUCUCUAUCAUCACCUCAUCCCUAUAGACCUACAUCAGCAUUACAUCUCUAUCAUCACCUCAUCCCUAUAGACCUACAUCAUUACAUCUCUAUCAUCACCUCAUCCCUAUAGAACUACAUCAGCAUUACAUCUCUAUCAUCCCCUCAUCCCUAUAGACCUAAAUCAGCAUUACAUCUCUAUCAUCACCUCAUCCAUAUAGACCUACAUCAUUACAUCUCUAUCAUCACCUCAUCCCUAUAGACCUACAUCAGCAUUACAUCUCUAUCAUCACCUCAUCCCUAUAGACCUACAUCAGCAUUACAUCUCUAUCAUCACCUCAUCCAUAUAGACCUACAUCAUUACAUCUCUAUCAUCACCUCAUCCCUAUAUAACUACAUCAGCAUUACAUCUCUAUCAUCACCUCAUCCCUAUAGACCUACAUCAGCAUUACAUCUCUAUCAUCCCCUCAUCCCUAUAGACCUACAUCAUCAUUACAUCUCUAUCAUCACCUCAUCCCUAUAGACCUACAUCAGCAUUACAUCUCUAUCAUCCCCUCAUCCCUAUAGACCUACAUCAUUACAUCUCUAUCAUCACCUCAUCCCUAUAUAACUACAUCUGCAUUACAUCUCUAUCAUCACCUCAUCCCUAUAGACCUACAUCAUUACAUCUCUAUCAUCACCUCAUCCCUAUAGACCUACAUCAGCAUUACAUCUCUAUCAUCACCUCAUCCCUAUAGACCUACAUCAUUACAUCUCUAUCAUCACCUCAUCCCUUUAGACCUACAUCAGCAUUACAUCUCUAUCAUCACCUCAUCCAUAUAGACCUACAUCAGCAUUACACCUCUAUCAUCACCUCAUCCCUAUAGACCUACAUCAUUACAUCUCUAUCAUCACCUCAUCCCUAUAGACCUACAUCAGCAUUACAUCUCUAUCAUCACCUCAUCCCUAUAGACCUAUAUCAGCAUUACAUCUCUAUCAUCACCUCAUCCAUAUAGACCUACAUCAUUACAUCUCUAUCAUCACCUCAUCCCUAUAGACCUACAUCAGCAUUACAUCUCUAUCAUCACCUCAUCCAUAUAGACCUACAUCAGCAUUACACCUCUAUCAUCACCUCAUCCCUAUAGACCUACAUCAUUAUAUCUCUAUCAUCACCUCAUCCAUAUAGACCUACAUCAGCAUUACAUCUCUAUCAUCACCUCAUCCCUAUAGACCUAUAUCAGCAUAACAUCUCUAUCAUCACCUCAUCCCUAUAGACCUACAUCAGCAUUACAUCUCUAUCUUCACCUCAUCCCUAUAGACCUACAUCAGCAUUACAUCUCUAUCAUCACCUCAUCCCUAUAGACCUACAUCAGCAUUACAUCUCUAUCAUCACCUCAUCCCUAUAGACCUACAUCAUUACACCUCUAUCAUCACCUCAUCCCUAUAGACCUACAUCAGCAUUACAUCUCUAUCAUCACCUCAUCCCUAUAGACCUACAUCAGCAUUACAUCUCUAUCAUCACCUCAUCCCUAUAGACCUACAUCAGCAUUACAUCUCUAUCAUCACCUCAUCCAUAUAGACCUACAUCAUUACAUCUCUAUCAUCACCUCAUCCCUAUAGACCUACAUCAGCAUUACAUCUCUAUCAUCACCUCAUCCCUAUAGACCUACAUCAGCAUUACACCUCUAUCAUCACCUCAUCCCUAUAGACCUACAUCAGCAUUACAUCUCUAUCAUCACCUCAUCCCUAUAGACCUACAUCAGCAUUACAUCUCUAUCAUCACCUCAUCCCUAUAGACCUACAUCAUUACAUCUCUAUCAUCACCUCAUCCCUAUAGAACUACAUCAGCAUUACAUCUCUAUCAUCACCUCAUCCCUAUAGACCUACAUCAGCAUUACAUCUCUAUCAUCACCUCAUCCAUAUAGACCUACAUCAUUACAUCUCUAUCAUCACCUCAUCCCUAUAGACCUACAUCAGCAUUACAUCUCUAUCAUCACCUCAUCCAUAUAGACCUACAUCAUUACAUCUCUAUCAUCACCUCAUCCAUAUAGACCUACAUCAUUACAUCUCUAUCAUCACCUCAUCCCUAUAGACCUACAUCAUUACAUCUCUAUCAUCACCUCAUCCCUAUAGACCUACAUCAUUACAUCUCUAUCAUCACCUCAUCCCUAUAUACCUACAUCAUUACAUCUCUAUCAUCACCUCAUCCCUAUAGACCUACAUCAGCAUUACAUCUCUAUCAUCACCUCAUCCCUAUAGACCUACAUCAUUACAUCUCUAUCAUCACCUCAUCCCUAUAGAACUACAUCAGCAUUACAUCUCUAUCAUCACCUCAUCCCUAUAGAACUACAUCAGCAUUACAUCUCUAUCAUCACCUCAUCCCUAUAGACCUACAUCAUUACAUCUCUAUCAUCACCUCAUCCCUAUAGACCUACAUCAUUACAUCUCUAUCAUCACCUCAUCCAUAUAGACCUACAUCAUUACAUCUCUAUCAUCACCUCAUCCCUAUAGACCUACAUCAGCAUUACAUCUCUAUCAUCACCUCAUCCCUAUAGACCUACAUCAUUACAUCUCUAUCAUCCCCUCAUCCCUAUAGACCUACAUCAGCAUUACAUUUCUAUCAUCACCUCAUCCCUAUAGACCUACAUCAUUACAUCUCUAUCAUCACCUCAUCCCUAUAGACCUACAUCAGCAUUACAUCUCUAUCAUCACCUCAUCCCUAUAGACCUACAUCAGCAUUACAUCUCUAUCAUCACCUCAUCCCUAUAGACCUAUAUCAGCAUUACAUCUCUAUCAUCACCUCAUCCCUAUAGACCUACAUCAGCAUUACAUCUCUAUCAUCACCUCAUCCCUAUAGACCUACAUCAUUACAUCUCUAUCAUCACCUCAUCCCUAUAGACCUACAUCAGCAUUACAUCUCUAUCAUCACCUCAUCCAUAUAGACCUACAUCAUUACAUCUCUAUCAUCACCUCAUCCCUAUAGACCUACAUCAUUACAUCUCUAUCAUCACCUCAUCCCUAUAGACCUACAUCAGCAUUACAUCUCUAUCAUCACCUCAUCCCUAUAUAACUACAUCAGCAUUACACCUACAAUACUUCUGCACAUCUGAAAAUAAUCUUCUAGUAAACAGCCUCAUUCUGUCUUUCCAUCUGAGAGAGGAGUGAGAAAGAGAGAGACAAAGAUUCAGAGGGAGGGAGGGUAGGCAAAUGUAAAAAGGAGAGAGGAUGGUUGAGGAUGGUUGACUAAAGUGGACUCUAGCCCAAAACCCGAAAUCAGUAAGAGUGUGUGAUGUCACAGCAGGGCUGUAAACAAACCUUUUGGGGGGGCAAACUAUGAAAAGGGCACCCCAAAAAAUAUGUUUCUGCAACAGCGGUCACAGACUCGUUGAGCAAUUAUGACUAAAUAUUUAUACUGAAUAAAAAUAUAACGCAACAUGUAAAGUGUUGGUCCCAUGUUUCAUGAGCUGAAAUAAAAGAUCACAGAAAUGUUCCAGAUGCACAAAAAAACGUAUUUGUUUCAAGUUUGGUGCAUAAAUGUGUGUAAAUCCCUAUUAGUGAGCAUUUCUCCUUUGCCAAGAUAGUCCAUCCAUCUGACAGGUGUGGCAUAUCAAGAAGCUGAUUAAACAGCAUGAUCAUUACACAAAAACGUGCAGUUUUGUCACAGAACACAGAAUGCCACAGAUGUCUCAAGUUUUGAGGGAGCGUGCAAUUGGCAUGUUGACUGCAGAAAUGUUCACCAGAGCAGUUGCCAGAGAUUUGAAUGUUCAGAUCCAUCCGGCCUCACAACCGCAGACCACAUGUAACCACGCCAGUCCAAGACCUCCACAUCCGGCUUCUUUACAUCGUCUGAGACCAGCCACCCGGACAGCUGAUGAAACUGGGUUUGCACAACUGAAGAAUUUAUGCACAAACUGCCAGAAACGAUCUUAGGGAAGUUCAUCGGGUGCUCCUUGUCCUUACCAGGGUCUUGACCUAACUCCAGUUUGGCGUCAUAAACGACUUCAGUUGGCAUAUGCUCACCUUAGAUGGCCACUAGCACCCAGGAGGAGUGUGCUCUUCACGGAUCAAUCCCGGUUUCAACUGUACCUGGCAGAUGGCAGACAGCGUGUAUGGUGUUGUGUGGGCGAGCGGUUUGCUGAUGUCAAUGUUGUGAACAGUGCCCUAUGGUGGCAUUGGGGUUAUGGUAUGGGCAGGCAUAAGUUACAGACAACAAACACAAUUACAUUUAUCAAUGGCAAUUUGCAUGUACAGAGAUACAGCGACGAGAUCCUGAGGCCCAUUAUCGUGCCAUCACCUCAUGUUUCAGCAUGAUAAUGCUCAGCCCCAUGUCGCAAGGAUCUGUACACAAUUCCUGAAAGCUGAAAAUGUCCCAGUUCUUCCUUGGCCUGCAUACCCACCAAACUUAUCACCCAUUGAGCAUGUUUGGGAUGCUCUGGAUUGACAUGUACACCAGCAUGUUCCAGUUACCGCAACUUAGCACAGCCAUUGAAGAGGAGUGGAACAACAUUCCACAGGCUAAAAUCAACAGCCUGAUCAACUAUGUGAGAAAGAGAUGUGUUACGCUGCAUGAGGCGGUCAGAAACCAGAUACAGAAUGUUUUUUUUUGGGGGGGGGGGUAUUUCACCCCCUUUUCCCCCCAAUUUCAAUCUUGUCUCAUCGCUGCAACUUGAGUCAUGCAUCCUCCGAAACAUGACCAGCCAAACCACACUUUUUAACACCAGCCCGCUUAACCCAGAAGCCAGCCGCUGUCGGAGGAAACACUGUUCAACUGACGACCGCCUGCAGGCGCCCGGCCCGCCACAAGGAGUCACUAGAGCGUGAUGAGCCAAGUAAAGCCCCACCCGGCCAAACCCUCCCCUAACCCGGACGACGCUGGGCCAUUGUGCACCGCACCUUGGGAUUCCCGAUCACGGCCGGUUGUGUUACAGCCCGGGAUCAAACCCGAGUCUGUAGUGACACCUCUAGAACUGCGAUGCAGUGCCUUAGACCGCUGCGCCACUCAGGAGGCCCUACUGACUGGUUUUCUGAUCCACGCCACUACCUUUUUUUUAUGGUAUCUGUGACCAACAGAUGCAUAUCUGUAUUCCCAGUUGUGAAAUCCAUAGAAUAGGGUCUAAUGAAUUUAUUUCAAUUGACUGAUUUCCGUAUGCGAACUGUAACUCAGUAAAAUCUUUGAAAUUGUUGCAUGUUGCGUUUAUAUUUUUGUAAAGUGUAGUUACAUAAAAGCAAUAGAUGGCCACAUCUUAAUGGCUAAUGAAAUGACACAUAGUUAAACUUGAUUUUAAAGAUGACUUGCGGGCAGUGGGUUCAGAACAACAAAAACUGUAUACAAAAUAAAAUACAUAAUUACCCAAAACAAAAGGGCACUUUAGAGACUGGAAGGGCAAAUGGGCAUGUGCUCUGUACAGGUGGAGCCCUAUCUGCGUUACAGUAUGCAAGGGAAUCCUGCACACGCCCAGAAUAAAGCCAUGCCUCUUUUAGAGAGCUCUAAAUAGUAUGUACUGAGAGAAAACAUAAGUAUCACCAAAUAUAAGUCUCUUCUCAGCAACUACAAUAUUACUAGCCCCAUCCUGCUGCCCUCAUUAAAGGUGUUCUAAAAAUACAAUGUUAGCAUGUUAGCUGCUCCUACCUACAACUCUGCUGUGAUUUGCUAUAUUAGAUUCCCUAUUAAAUCUAAAUCAAAUCAAAUGGUAUUGGUCACUGCGGGUGUAGCGAAAAGCUUGUGUUUCUAGCUCCAACAGUGCUGUAAUAUCAAACAAUUUCACAACAAGGCAGAUGGUAUCAUGCUAAUGUUGUCUAAGGCCCUAUCAAUACAAUCUGGAUCACAAUGGCUCAUGAUGCUGUACUUUAUGUAACAUGGUCCUCCAAAUGAUUACCAUGACCCGAUCUAAGGACAUCUAUACUGUUCUUAUCCUGUCCCACUCUUUCCUGUGUGCUACUGCCUGAUAAAAAUGUCUCUUUGUCUCUCCCUCCCUCUUUUUAACCAUGGUUACGUUCUAUCUCCUGUGGAUCUAUGCAGAAGCCCAUUCCUUUUUUGGGGUUUGGAAAUAUGUCCUCUUGAAUGCUGAACCAUGUAUUAUGUAUGUCUUUGCUUUCAGGUUAUCUUGCGUUUUGAGUUGAUGUCAUGUUUCUAUACUCUUCCUCUUGAAUUUUUUCCCCCUUGAGUGUCUGAAAUCAUUGGUUGCGUUUUUGUUAAAGCAGGAAGAGAAUGCAGUGGCGCUUAACCAAUAUAAUUUUACUCAGCUUCACAACCUUAUUGAGAGAGGUUAUGGGACUGUGUGUGUUUGAGAGAGUGAAAGCUAUAUGAUUAUUUAAAAGCGUUUCGAAGGCAUAUAGAAGUAUCAUUACAAUCAUGAUUAUUAUGAUUACUAUUAUACGACUGAUAUAUUGUAAUAUUAUAGAUGCUUUAGUUCAGUAACUUCUUUAUUUAUUUUUUUUACAAAUGACUUUGAUGAAAUUAUUUAUAAAUCAAUCUCACGAGUCAUGAUCUUUUGGAAAAGUAUGAAAACUACUUGUAUGAUGAUUAAAAUGGUGUUCUGAUUAAAUGAAAUGCAGACAUAUAA